AUGCAAGCCUCGAGUCCCCAAGAACAAGAGCAAUUGGAAGAACUAUGCAGACAUUUCUAUUACGCCAGAAAUCCAGAGACUCGUAUGUCUUCAUGCAAAAAGGCCUCGCUUGAAAAGUCACUUCAGAAAUGCCUUGCCAAGUACGAAGUGGCUUUCCUAGAUGACGACCAAACACUUCGUAUCUCGGUGCCUUUGGAUGUGAUUAAGAAGGACGUCAUGGAGGUAUUUCACAGCAUGAAGGAUAUUGCAAAGGCUUUCAAGAAUACGGAGCUUUUGACCUACUUCCACGAUGGCGCAAUCAGAAAUACGGAAAAGCUGAUUCAGAUAUCGCAAAUCCGUAUUGCAGGCCUUGAAAAGAGAAAUGCCGACACAACUCUGCAGAGACAAAAUGUCGAGCUUGGGGAAGAAAUGCUGAGAAUACACGAGGAUGCGUUGGCAAGACAGAAACUAAUUCUUGAAGAAUGGAAGCGCUGA
Messenger RNA from Fusarium subglutinans, 474 nucleotides. RefSeq lists its product as uncharacterized. The transcript has a single exon. The record is from RefSeq and is a predicted model, not a curated record. The coding region runs from base 1 to 474 and encodes 157 amino acids. NCBI's taxonomy places the organism in Eukaryota, Fungi, Ascomycota, Sordariomycetes, Hypocreales, Nectriaceae.